AAAUAUUCUGGCGAGUUCGUAUUUUCUUCUUAUUGUUUUAGAGAUGAAAUCUUGACGAAAAUUGAAUGUCUGGUCAAAAACAUGCUUGAAGAUCUUGCAAAUGGAAAACCAAUGAAGUUUGUUUUCAAUAAACGAGGACAUGAUGCCAGCACAAGAUUCAAUCAACGUGUUGGACUUCAGAUGGAAGAAGAUGCUCAAAUGACGGUUGUCUCUUUGGAAAAAGAAUGCUCAAUUAACAAGUUUUCUGUUAUGCUGAGAGCUUUAUCGCUCUGCUAUCAACUUCUGCAGACUGACAGCUAUACUACAAAACGGGAUUUAUAUUACACAGAUAAAAACAUUUUUGGGACUCAACAAGUGGUAGAUGAGGCAUUCAAUGACAUUGCUUGCAUGUUGCAAAUCCCGAGAAACUCUUUGCACGUGCUUGCAUCGCCAAAAGGCAUCGUCAUCGGCAACCUCGUUUUCAGAGACAAUGAUGACAAUUUCAUCGAUUGCAGUCAAAGUAGAAUGGGUACAAUGGUUCCAUCUCGCGUUGAUGAAAUUCAUGACUUCUACUCAAAAGCGAGGUUCGUGCUGCUGGUGGAGAAAGAAGCCUCUUUUCAAAAGCUUAAUGACAGCAAUGUGAUUUCAAAGCUUGGCCCAUGCAUUAUGAUAACGGCAAAAGGUUUUCCAGACAUCAAUACCAGGAUAUUCCUUAGGAAGAUUUGGGAGAAUUUGAAAAUCCCAAUCUUAGCUCUGAUGGAUGCUGAUCCACACGGCAUCGAAAUCAUGUGUGUUUACAGAUUUGGAUCAAAGUCACUGACCUUUGACUCUGAGAAUCUCACAUGUCCAUCCAUUCGUUGGCUGGGAGUUCUUCCUUCUGACAUUGAAAGAAUGGGCAUACCAUCGGAAGUAUUGAUAAAUACGACAGAUAGCGAUUUGAAAAAGAUGUCAGACUUACUAAAGCGUCCAUACAUCCAAAGUAACAGAGAGAUAAGCAAUCAGAUCGAAAGGAUGAUGGAUCAAAAACUCAAGGCUGAAAUAGAAUGUCUAGAGGCUGUUUCAACGACAUUUGCAACUGACAUAUAUUUGCCUUCUAAAAUAAGAAGUGGAGAUUGGCUGUAAACUUCACCAAAAAGCCCAAGAACAGACAUUUUUUUCUCUUAUAAUAACCAUCUUUUGAUUGAUUCUUUCCUUCUAAAUUUUGCAUAUUUUUCCCAUUAUUUAUUGAGUUGUUUCAAACCAAGCCUAGAUUUAACUUGCUGAUGAUUACAAAAAGCUGAAUCUUUCAUUUGCUUACAUAAGCAACUCAGUUUUUAUAUAGCUUUGCAAAAACCUAUGUAUUUUUAUCUUGAGUUUCUGUGAUUAAGUUUAAAAUAUAUAGGUUUCGUGACAUAGACCAA
Molecule: messenger RNA, 1379 nt
Organism: Rhopilema esculentum
Lineage: Eukaryota; Metazoa; Cnidaria; Scyphozoa; Rhizostomeae; Rhizostomatidae
Product: meiotic recombination protein SPO11
Biological process (GO): reciprocal meiotic recombination; meiotic DNA double-strand break formation; meiotic DNA double-strand break processing
Cellular component (GO): nuclear chromosome
Molecular function (GO): DNA binding; ATP binding; DNA topoisomerase type II (double strand cut, ATP-hydrolyzing) activity
Source: RefSeq, a predicted model, not a curated record